AUGCUAUUGACCGGAAAAUCAUCUUCAAGAGGACUACUAUUGGGUUGCUGUCUGUUAGGGUCUUAUUUAAUUUGUGAAAAGAAGUUCCUAAAUACCAUAGAUAGGGCUGAAAAUACAUAUCAUUUACAAAAUCCUAGUAAGAUCUUCCUUGCUAAAACUAUAUUUGGAAAAGUACGUUCAAGAAUCUUGGGACAUAUACUAAAUACUGAAAUCCCAAUUUCAUAUAGGAGACCAAUAUAUAAGCUUUUAAUUGGUCAAUUUUGGAACCCUUGGGGACUUUAUAGAAAUAAAGAUGGAACAAAGUUAAAGGAAUUUGGAUAUUCCGAAAAAGUGGAAUACUUUGAAGAAACGUUACCACAACCUCUAGAGAACUACAAAUCACUUGGUGAAUUAUUCUCAAGAUCUAAAAGAUUAUCUGAUAUAUCAAUUAAGGACUACUCACUAUCUUCCAUUGUGAGCCCUUGUGAAGGGAAAGUUGUUGAAUUAGGAGAUGUCUUGUCUGAUCAGUGUAUUCAGGCUAAACAUGCAACAUUCAGCAUAUCUGCAGUUAUUAAAGACAAAUUGCCAGAAAAUAAGAGUAAUUCAAAAUUAGUUUUUAUUACCUUAUAUCUGAGUCCACACAACUAUCACCACUUCCAUGCUCCUUCUGACUUCAAAGUUUACGAAGUAAAACAUAUUACUGGAGAAUGUCUUCCUGUAUUUAAAGGUCUCGCGUCACGGCUUAACGAUUUAUUCUCAGUGAAUGAAAGGGUUGUUUUAAAAGGCACCUGGAGUGAAGGAGAAAUUUACUAUGUAGCUAUAGCUGCUUAUGGAGUAGCAGAUAUACGUCUAAAAAAUUUUCCUGAUCUUAGAACCAAUUCACCUAAGACUGUUCCUGUAUAUAUAGGAGAGAGCUGUGCUGCACAUUCUGAGGAUAUUUAUAAAGUUAACAUUAAGUUUAAGAAGGGUGAAGAGAUUGGAGAAUUUAGACUGGGAAGUACAAUAAUACUAUUAUUUCGAACUAGUAAAAACUUUAGAUUUGUAGUAAAUAAAGAGGAUUACGUCUCAGUAGGAUCAUUAUUAGGGAAAGUGGAAGAUAAAGGUGAUAUUAGUAAAGUUGGGGCUUAA
This is a messenger RNA of Cryptosporidium muris RN66, 1107 nucleotides long. Its product is annotated as phosphatidylserine decarboxylase family protein. Gene Ontology annotation, cellular component: mitochondrion. The coding region runs from base 1 to 1107 and encodes 368 amino acids. The record is from RefSeq and is a predicted model, not a curated record. Lineage: Eukaryota; Apicomplexa; Conoidasida; Eucoccidiorida; Cryptosporidiidae. Gene Ontology annotation, biological process: phosphatidylethanolamine biosynthetic process. The transcript is spliced from 2 exons. Gene Ontology annotation, molecular function: phosphatidylserine decarboxylase activity.